Molecule: messenger RNA, 2598 nt
Organism: Bactrocera tryoni
Lineage: Eukaryota; Metazoa; Arthropoda; Insecta; Diptera; Tephritidae
Exons: 11
Coding region: 1-2598 (865 amino acids)
Source: RefSeq, a predicted model, not a curated record
AUGAUUUCAUACCCCGAAUAUCAUUACGACGGCGAUUGUGGUGUAGCGAAGUUUUUUAUGCGCCUCUCCGGUUGGGCUUUCAAUGCAUUUGAGCUCGCAGAGAUACCACAGGGUUAUGUUGAGAAUGGUGACUUUGGACCGCGUGUCGUAAAAUAUGAUUGGUUUGAGUUGCUGGCGAAGUUUCCACUGCUGAUCGUAUUAUUGGUCAUUGCGGGGUUAACGACGCUUUUUUGGCUCUUUUGGCUAUGCUGUACUGUCAGGGGUCUACAAAAAUCUACAAAGAAGCGGCAUCGUUGUUGUCUUUACUUCACCUCUUUCAUGUUGUUGCUUUUAUUGUUGCCACUUGCCAUUGGCUUGUAUUUGACUUUUCGUACGAAUUUUUUACUACGCAGAACCAAAAAUGAUUCUAAAAUUUUUAGGGAUACCGCCAGAUCAGCAUUAGACGAUGAGCAUGCAAAUUAUAUGAAUCAGGCGGAAUAUGAAGUUAAUCCCACACAGUUUUCUAUAGAAGUCAACAAAGUGAUAACUGACGGACUCGCUGAUUGGCAGCAGACAAUAGCCAGGACUGAGCAGAAAAAUUUUGAAAAACUCAAAUAUUUAAACAAUAAUGGAGACUUUUAUUCAACUGCUCUGCAGUCGUUGAGAGAUUAUGCCUACGAGUUGGUAAUACUCGGCAUAGAAAUGGAUGAUUUACUACGCACAGUUGUGCGAGAAGCCUUCAUAUUUCUACAAGCAAACGUCAAAAAUACGUCCUUAAAAGAAAGCAAAAUGCUGCAAAGAGAGCGCAUUAAUGUGUGGCACUUAAAUUCAGUCUAUACGCAAUACUUAUACUCGUAUGAGUACUUAGAGUACCUAUUGAAGGCAUAUGAGAAUAUCUCACUGCUGCAAAAAUCUAUAGCGAAGAGUACACCGAAUGCAUAUGUGAAUGAAAAUGGGUUAUUCAAGACGCCAACUUUGCGACAGCUUCCAAAGCCAUACAUCGACGACAGAUCAUCUACGGAACACCCACAAAUCCUGAAUCCCAUACUGUAUCUAGCGAUGGCUAUGUUUUUUGUAACAGCUGCCCUUGCUUACAUUUUAUUAAUGGCACUCGGAUUCGGUAUUUGCCGUUACUAUGCGCGCGCGAAUUGUAUGCUCAAAAUCUUUCUUUUUCUCAACAUAUUGACCAUACCUGUACUAGCCUUGCUAACAGUCUUACAUUUCCUGCCCGCCAUGGUGUUGCAUACGGGAAUUUGCCACGAGGAUGAACUUCGGGAUCUUCGGGAAAUUUCUUAUCGCAUUCCUGAACCUUGGCGCUGUGAUCCAGUUAAUAAUAUCAAUGCCGACAAAGCUUACGACUAUGAAAAUGCGGAACUGUCGACCACUCAGCAAAUGCGGGAGAAUAUUUUACCCAAAAUCGAGCGCAUGCUACCAAAGAUCAAGAAAAAUCACGACAAUUCCACGAAUAGCCACCAAGUUGUGGUGGAAUUCCCGCAAGAAAAGUGGUACGAAAGCGACAUACAAGGUCUCAUAACUAACGACGACUAUACGAGCUACGCAGGUUACAUAAAAGAGUACAACAAAGAGAAUACAACUGGCGUGGACAUAUUUUCAUGCAAACUAAAUUCCAUACCAAAGGCCGCCAGGACAGAUUUGUACGAUAAAACAUUUGUACCUGUCGCUACCGAACUGAACGAAGUGCUAACCAAGCUCAAGCAACAUGCACAGCCUAAGAGUGACGAGAAUUUUACAAAACUUUUAGAGAGUGCGCAAAGUGAGUUGGUUGUCUUCGAAAAAUUUUAUGCGCUGUCGAAAGUUAAUCUCUUGGCUACAUUGAGCGAAAAGCUGGAUAAAAAUUUGAGAAUGUACACUAAAACUUUACAGUCAGUACCCUGCUACCGUGGUCAACGUAGUGCAAUGAAUGAGUCUUCAAAAUGCGGUUGUCUUGAAGACUUACUGAUGCUCUACGCUAUCGGCAGUGCCCUGCUAGUCUUCACAUUAUUUUUUAUUAUGUUACUUAUACUGUUGCUGUACAAACUCUACAAACGCGGACCACCGAUAUUUGCUUGUACCCAACCACCAAAACCAGAUGGUUGCUUGCGUGCGCCAGUAGCAGUAAGCGGGUCUCCAUGUGAGCAAACUGCAGGCACUGCUGCGCAAUCUACGAUAGAUGGCAGAGAAUGUGCUGUUCCCCAAACGAGCAUGAACUGUGGUGGAGCGCAUGCCGGUACACCACUCAUUAAUACGGUAAACUUUAUACCGCCAGUGAUGGGUGCCUUUGGCUGUCAGCAGAAUCCACCAAUGAUAUAUCCAACAAACUGUCAACAGAGUUCCCCACAGAUGUGUGCAGGAACUAGUCAACGAAAUCCACCACAGAUGUGUGCAACAAGUUGUCAACGGAGCACAACACAGAUGUGCAGUAGCAGUCGAAGAGAUAGCGUUAUUUUGCCCUUGCCAUGUCGCAGCAGAACACAAACGAACUGCGUCGGUGCGGAAGCGCAAUUAGUAGGUGGUGGCACAACAAAAGACAAAACAGUAACCGUAAUGGUUUUUCAAGGACCCAAGGAUCGCCAACCGUUGGUUACAUAUCCACCGCCGCAGACAUUGGAAAAAAAAUAA